Messenger RNA from Vicia villosa (hairy vetch), 1608 nucleotides. RefSeq lists its product as uncharacterized. Bases 1 to 1608 code for a protein of 535 amino acids. Lineage: Eukaryota; Viridiplantae; Streptophyta; Magnoliopsida; Fabales; Fabaceae. The transcript is spliced from 4 exons. The record is from RefSeq and is a predicted model, not a curated record.
AUGGCUAACAACGUGACCGCUACAAAAGAGGCUACCAAGCGUACAUUCACCUGCAGUUUCUUUCGUGAGGAUAUGACACACCUGAUUCAGUUGAGCACUUUAGUUACUGGGCAUAACUUGGAUGAGUUCAGGAAGACAUAUGGCCAUAUCUUGCACAUGUUAACUUCUCGGGUUGAUGGAUGGGCUCUAUACACACUUCUUCAGUUCUACGAUCCUGAGUUACGAUGUUUCACCUUUCUUGAUUACCAACUGGCACCAACCCUUGAAGAAUAUGCUGACAUCCUCAAGAUUAAGCCUAAUGGUGGAACCCACGGAUUCCAUGUGAAAUUUCUGAUAAAGAAGGCCGACACCCUUGCUGUUGAGAAGAAAUGGAAAGAAUUCAACGCUCUCCUAGCCGUUAUGAUCUAUGGUUUGGUGUUGUUCCCGAAUAUUCCAAAUUUCGUCGAUCUAACUGCUGUUUGUCUCUUCAUGGAUCAAAAUCCUGUGCCCACUCUUUUAGCAGAUACUUAUUAUACCAUCCACUCCAGGUAUGGGAAGAAAGGAUCAGUUGGGAGUUGUUUACCGUUGCUAUAUGAGUGGUUCACCUCACACUUACCUAAAAGCGGGCCGUUUGUUACAACAAAAGACUCACAAAAAUGGCCUCAAAGGAUCAUGGGGCUUACUGGAAACGACAUUGUCUGGUGUCCUACCGGAAUGGACGUUGAGGAAGUUAUAACUAGUUGUGGUACUUUUGACAAUGUUCCCCUCAUAGGAACGAAAGGAACCGAUCCAAAGGGUUUAGAAAAGGUGAGGAGUGCCUGGAAUAGCAUCCAUACAGAUGAUCAGACUUCUCUAGGUGAAAAAAAUGCCGUUGCCAAACAAGCCUACACGGAUUGGGUUGAGGAUAGAGUUAAAGAUCGUCUGUUGCCUUUCCCGAAGGUUAAUCCAUUGUACAAGCAACCACCUAAGGUUCCAAUUGCCAUUAUGCCUGCUGAGAAUUGCAUCCCAGUAAAUAUGGAAAGCACCCAAUUGCACGAAAAGAAGUCAGAUGCGCGACCAAAACAUCAUCUUGUGGACCAAAUAGGGGUUGAGUUGACACAUGAAGCCAAGGUGCUGAAAGAAGGAUCUUUGAGAGUUCAAAAGAGGGCUAGAACGGAAAAAGGUGAAAGGGAUACUACUGUUGUUGUUGAAGAUCACCAGGAGAUCAUAAAAAGGGCCGUAAAAGAGGCAGAAGAGAGAUUCAAACGAGAGUACAGAGAAGACUUGAAGGCUUAUAAACUCAAGAUAGAAAGGGAGGCCAGAGCUGAAGUGAGGAGUCUGAAAAAGAAACUGGAAGAAGAGACCACCCAAAGGAUAGCGGUUGAGACUCAGCUGAAAGGAAGUCACCUCCGCACCGCCCGACUAACAGAAGAAAACGCCAAGCUCAGAGAUCGAAUGAUGGGAACUCGGAAUGUGAUAGAAGAUAAUUUAGCUAUGUUGGUGGAUCAAGAAACAUUAGAUGUUGUGUCUUCCUUUGGUGAUAAGGGUGGUCUAGAUCAUGCUUCCAAUGUCAUUCGAAUAACUAAACACGAGGUUCAGGCUUGCUCUCCCUUAGGCAGGGUCAGAAGAUGUUUGAAGUCUACUCGAUAA